AAGUUUAUACUGGGUGGGUCCUCCAUUAUUUCGCCUUGGCAAUCCUCAAGUCAAUCGUAACAUCGUAUACCAGUUUUCCCUUUGUUCUCCAUCUGUCAUCUUCUUCCUUCCGAGUAAUUAUCUUCCUUUCUGCUGCUCAUGCAUCACUCUCUGAUUUUCUUUCACUCUUCUGUCUCAAAUUCACCAUGAUUUCCUUUUCUCUGCGUUCUGUGUUCUUGAUUUCGAAAAGUUGCCUUAGCUCUGUUGCUAUUUAAGAUCCCUGAAUUUCGAAAAUUUAUCUUCUAUCCCUGAAUUUCUUUGCACUUUUUUCUCUCCCUUUAUCUGCUUGCAAUUUGUUAUAUUCACUGUUCUUGUUGUUUGCAACUGUUGUCCUCCAACCCCGCCGCCCAAACCCUCCCCCAAAAAAAAAAAAAAUGGCCCCGGGUGCCAUUCUUUCUAUUGUUCCGACGAUUGUCAAGUACACUCUCGUCCCCAUCAAGCGACACCUCAGUUACGUUUUCACCUAUGGACGCAAGGUUGAAGAACUCAAGAAUCAGGUCAAUAACUUGACAAAUCAGAGAAACAGUUUGAAGCAUUCUGUUGAUACUGCUACGAGGCAAGGAGAUGAGAUCAAUGAUGAUGUUCAAAACUGGCUCAGUACUGUGGACAAAGCUAUUGAAGAGGCUGAGGUUCUAGUCAACGGCGAAGAACAAGUAAAGCAAAGGUGUUUCUUGGGAUUGAUUCCUAAUUUGAAGAAGCGUUACCAACUUAGUAAGAAAGCGGAGAAGAAAGCUCAAACGGUUGAUACGCUCCGGAAGGAAGGCAGAUUUGAUCGAAUUUCCUAUCGCCCGCUCCUUCAGCCAAUAAUGGCUCCAUCUGUCUAUAAUAACGAAGUCUUGCAUUCAAGAAUCUCUAUCUUGGAGAAAGUUAUGGAUGCGCUGAUGAAUCCUGGUGUUAACACGAUAGGGGUGUAUGGUAUGGGUGGUGUAGGAAAAACCACUCUAGCAAAAGAAGUCCACAGGAAAGCAAUAGAAGACAAGUUAUUCAACGUUGUGGUUAUGGUUACUGUGUCUGAAACACCAGAUGUUAGAAAAAUUCAAGGGAGGAUUGCUGAUGCGGUGGAAUUGACAUUAAAAGAGGAGUCUGAAGAUGGAAGAGCAGAUCGAUUACAUCAACGAUUACAGAAAGAGGAGACGAUCCUUGUAAUUUUGGAUGAUAUUUGGGAACCACUUGAACUAAAGAAAGUAGGAAUUCCUUAUGGGAAUGAUUACAAAGGAUGUAAAAUAUUUCUGACCUCCAGAAAAGAAGAUAUAUUGUCCCGUUACAUGGAUACCCAAGUUUGUUUCGAGCUUCGAGUUCUAUCAAAAGCAGAGGCGUGGAGUUUAUUUGUGACAGUGGUUGGUGAUGUCACAAAUCAGGCUUUGUGCUUUAUAGCAACUGAAGUAGUAAAAAAAUGUGCAGGUUUGCCCCUUUUAAUUGUUACAGUUGCAAAAGCUUUAAAAAAUAGGGACUUGAAGGAAUGGAAGGUUGCCUUGGAUGAGUUAUCUAGGGUUGAUAAUAAAGGAAUUCAGGCAAAAGUAUACUCAGCCCUGGAGUUGAGCUGCAAUCAUCUGGCCACUGAUGAACUUAAGUCAUUUUUCUUGCUUUGUGCUCAAAUUGCUAAUGGUGAUAUUCAAAUUAGGGAGUUGUUGUUGUACAGUAUGGGUUUGGAUUUGCUUAGAAGCAAAGAUACAGUGGAAGAUGCAAGAAAUAGAGUACAUAAAUUGAUAAGUGACCUCAAAGCCUCUUGCUUGCUAUUAGACAGCGAUAGGAAUGGGUAUGUUAAAAUGCAUGACAUUGUUAGAGAUGCUGCUCUCUCUAUCGAAUCUAAAUCUCAACACCUAUUCACAUUCAGAGAUAAAAUUGAAUCGAAGAAAUGGCCAAACAGGGAUCUCAGAAACUGCUCCAGAAUUUCUUUGCCUCACUGUGAAAUCCAUGAGCUUCCUGAACGAUUGGAGUGUCCAGAAUUGGAGUUCCUUGUCCUUGGCAAGGAGGUAAAUAUUUAUUGGAAAGGCCCCCCUGAUUUGAAAAUAUCUGAUUUAUAUUUUGAGGGGAUUACAAAGCUCAAAGUGCUGCAUUUCACUGGGAUGUGUUUAUGUACCCUGCCUCCAUCUCUUGGUUACUUAACAAACCUUCUUACCUUGUGUUUAGAUCAAUGCGAAUUGCGGGAUCCAUCUGUCACAUGUGAAUUGAAAAAAUUAGAGAUCCUCAGCUUUCGUGGAUCUAAGAUAGAACAGCUGCCGAGAGAAAUAGCACAUUUGCCUGGGCUGAAAUUGUUAGAUUUAAGCUAUUGUUUAAUGCUUAAAGUCAUUCCAGCAAAUGUCAUAUCAAGGUUGUCCUUAGAAGAAUUGUAUAUGCGCGAGAGCUUUUGUCGAUGGGAGCUUCAAGGUCUUAUCAAUUCAAACAAUGCAAGUCUUGCUGAAUUGAAAAACCUGUAUAGUUUGACAACAUUGGAAAUAGAUGUUCCACAUGCCAAGAUGUUACCGAAAGAUUUAUUCUCUAACUUAUUCUCCAAAAAGUUGGAAAGGUAUCAUAUUGUUAUCGGAGAUGUGAGGUAUCGGAAUGAUAAGUAUGGAUCCUCGAGAACGCUAAAGAUUAGGCUCAAUACAGGCAUUCAUCUGGAUUAUGGGGUUGAUAUGUUGUUGAAGGAAGCAGAAUUUCUUUGUCUAGAAUGUGUGAAGGGGAUCAAGAGCAUUUUGUAUGACGUAGAUUGGGAAGGCUUUCCACAAUUAAAGCAUCUCGAGAUCCUACAUGGUGAUGACGUACAGUAUGUUAUUAACUCAACAGCGUGCGUCUCUAAUUUGAAUGCCUUUCCCAUCCUGGAGUCUUUGUCUUUGGUGGAUUUGGUGAGCCUGGAGAAGAUUUGUCAUGGCCAACUCACAACAGGGUCUUUCACCAAAUUAAGAAAAUUAGAAGUUGGAAGAUGUAAUGGGUUGAAGAAUCUCUUCUCAUUCUCCAUGGUUAGAAACCUAUCUCAGCUUCAGGAAAUGAGAGUAAUUGAUUGCGAGAACUUGGAAGAGAUUGUGAUUGAUCAAAGUGGAUUUGGAGAAGACAAUGUAGAAGUGGCUGAGUUCAGUCAAUUACGUUCCCUGGAGCUAGAUAGUCUGCCGCUGUUGAAAAGCUUUUGCUUCAAAGUGAAGGCGUCAACAAAUGAUGAUGGAGGAUCGAAUGAAAUUGUGUUAGAUGAGAUCCAUAAUCCACUACCACUUUUCGAUAAAACGUUAUGUCAAUACAAAAUUAAAAAGAUAGCAUUUUAUUAAACUCAAAGUAAAUUUAAUACUUUGUCAAAAUUAAUAGUAAAGUUCAAAUUUGAUAAAAUAGUAAUUAAGUUUUAUGUGCAGGUUUUACUCCCCAACAUUGAGGACCUGAGAGUAUGCUCCAUAGGUAAAAAGGAGAAACUCUUCCCUUCAAACUCAUCAAUGAGCACAACUAUUUUGGGUUGUCAAGAUUUGAAAUACUUAUUUACAACUUCAUUUUUCAAAAGCCCUUUGCCACUCAAGCGACUUGAGAUAAAUGAUUGUGAGUUUAUGUGGUUCUCACAGACGAAUUUGCUGGACAAGAGACGAUGAAUAAGAUAAUCCUCUCUAAUCUACACCACCUAACUAUCUCAAAUCUUCCAAAUCUCACAAGAUUCUGUGAUGGGCAUUCUAUUGAAUUUUGCUCUUUGAUCAAACUACGGAUAAAUAAUUGUCCUGCAUUUAAGACUUUCGUCUCCAAUCCUCCAAGUCCAUCUCUUUUUGAUGAAAAGGUUGCAAUCCCUAGCUUGGAGGAUUUGAUAAUAGAAAAAAUGAGUAACUUGGAAAGUAUAUGGCACAACCAACUCGCCGUAGGUUCCUUCUGCAAACUAAAAUCAAUAUUCAUUGAUGAAUGUAAAAACUUGCACACUCUUUUUCCAUCUAAUGCCUUGAGAAGAUUCCAGAGUUUGGAAUGGUUGAAAAUAUGGAGUUGUCAUUCACUAGAACAGAUAUAUGGACUUCCGGAGUUCUAUGUUGAAGAAGCAAGUUUUGUAACAUAAUUUGAUUUGAGGUCUAUGCAUAUACAUAAUCUAGACAAAUUGAAGCAUAUAUGGAGUAAAGAUCCGCAAGUAAUUUUCACCUUCAAUAAUCUAGAUUUGGUAGAACUUUCCUAUUGCAAGGUUUUGAAAAAUGUCUUUCCCGCUUCCGUAGCACAAAACCUUUCACGACUUGAAAGGCUUGAAGUAUAUUAUUGUGGGGUGGAGAAGAUUGUUGCAAAGACAGAAAGUGUAGAAGUAGCCUCUUCUUUCGUGUUCCCAAUACUACUCUCAUUGACUCUCACGAGUCUAAAAGAAAUCAGGACAUUUUAUCCAGGAAUGCAUAAUUUAGAAUUCCCAAAGUU
This is a messenger RNA of Hevea brasiliensis (rubber tree), 4374 nucleotides long. Its product is annotated as disease resistance protein At4g27190-like. Gene Ontology annotation, molecular function: ADP binding; ATP hydrolysis activity. The coding region runs from base 414 to 3278 and encodes 954 amino acids. NCBI's taxonomy places the organism in Eukaryota, Viridiplantae, Streptophyta, Magnoliopsida, Malpighiales, Euphorbiaceae. The record is from RefSeq and is a predicted model, not a curated record. The transcript has 2 exons.